Molecule: messenger RNA, 11769 nt
Organism: Plasmodium relictum
Lineage: Eukaryota; Apicomplexa; Aconoidasida; Haemosporida; Plasmodiidae
Gene: ARK3
Product: serine/threonine protein kinase, putative
Exons: 1
Coding region: 1-11769 (3922 amino acids)
Biological process (GO): protein phosphorylation
Molecular function (GO): ATP binding; protein kinase activity
Source: RefSeq, a predicted model, not a curated record
AUGCAAGGUAUAAAUAUGCAAGAGUAUUAUCUAGAUAAGAUUCAAAAAAAUAUUAGUCAAAUAAAGAAAGCACAAAAUAUUUGUUUAUGUCAGAGUAUUCAUGAGGAUAAAUUUAACGUAAAUAAUAAUUAUAUUGCAAACAAUUUAGAAUAUAAUGAUGUGUCAAAUAAUAAAAAAAAUAUUUUUGUUCUAGAUAAGAAUACUAGUAAAGAAAUGUCUUAUGAAACAAAUCUAAAUAAAGAGAUGGAAAUAAAAGAACAAUAUAUAAAUAAUAAUAAUUGUAAUAAUGAAUGUAUUAAUGAUUAUGAUAGAUGUUAUAAUGUAUAUAACAAUAAGAUUAAUAAUAAUACAUGUACUAAGCCAAUAUAUUUAUCAAAUAAUUUUGUUGAAAACGAAGAUAUUAAUAUGUUAAAAUAUGAAAAUUUGAAGUAUUGUAAAAAUAAGUUAAUUAUGGCUAAUGAUACAAAUAAUUCAAAUAAUAAUGUAAUAGAAAAAAAUAAUAAUUUAAUUGAAAUAGAAGGCAAUAAAUGCUUUAAUAACUCUCCUCUUAAUAAUGCGAAAUUAAUAAACUACAAAACAAAUAAAUCAAUAAAUAUAAAUUAUGUUAAAUCAGAUGAAAAUAAUUUAAAUAUUAUUAAUAAUUCUACUACAAACAACAAAGGUAUUCUUGCAAAUUAUCUUGAUAAAAAAGAUAAUGAGAAUAAUAAUAUUACUUUGUUAACUCAUUUGAACAGUAAUAAUAAUCAAUUUUUAUAUAAUAAAAUCACUUGUUAUAAGAAUAAUGACAUGGAAAAAAAUAGGGAUUCAUGUGAACAUUUUAUUAAUCAUAAUUGCACUCAUAAUUAUUUUGAUAAAAUAAAUAUAAAAAGUAUAGAUAAAAAUUGUAAAGAUUAUGCUAUUGUAGACUACUCUAAAAAUCAUGUGACGCGUCCAAAUGCAUUUCAUGAAAUACAUAGCAAAAACGUUGUAAAUCAUUUUGAUAAAUAUAAUAUAAAAAUAUUAGAAAAUCAAAAUAAUAUAAAUAAUGUACACUUUUAUGAAGGAAAUGAUACAUCUAUAAAAAAUAAAAAUGUUUCCAAUAUUGAAAAAACAACAAAAAGUAUUCUCAACUUUCAAAAUAAUAAAAUGAGUUGCAGCUCACAAAGAUGUAAUGAUGAACAUAUAAAAGAGUCAGAAAUAAUUACGAAAAUGAGCAAUAACGCGUCAUUAAAAAAUAUAAAUAAGUACUAUAAAGAACCAAGCAAAAUACUAUAUACAGUGCAAGUAAAAGACCAAAUUGGUAAUUCAAGAGAUGAUUCAUUAGAAAAAAAUAAUUUACAACAUAUAUUUUAUAAUAAUUAUGAAAAAUGUCAAAUUCAUGUAGAUCAUUUAAUAAGUAAUAAUCUUAAAGACACAAAAAAGAUAAAUCAUUUAAAUAAACUAUACUCAUCUAUAGUUUUACCACAUUGCACUCAUUUAUCAACUUCUGAAAAAAAAAAUUCAAAUUAUUCUGUCAUGUUUAAAAAUAAAGAGGAUAAUAAAAUAUAUAAAAAUGAAAAAUUUACAACAAAUAUUAACUUAUAUGAAGAAAAAAAAGAGUCUAAUAAUUUGCAAUUUCCAAAAAAUAAGAUAGAAAAUGUAGCGGAAAUUAGUUGCAAUUUUCAAAACGGUUUCCAUAGGGAAAAAAUGGUAAUAAAUAAUUUACCGUUUCCAAAAAAAUAUAGUGAUAGCAUUAUCAGUGAAACAAAUAAAAAGGAAAAUUCAAAUAAAUAUUCUCCUUUUUUAGAAGAUAAAACAAGUUCUACAAUACAAAAUGUUAAUAAUAAUUGUAGUUCCUAUAUAAAUGAAAAAACUUCCAAUGAUAGCUUAGUUAUACCUAACAAUGUAAAUGAUGAAAAAAAAAGUAUGAACAAUUUAGAAAAAGAUAAUCUAAAAAAAGAAAAGGGAAAUGAAAAUGAAGAACUAUAUGAUAAUAAAAAAUGCGAAGUAAAUACUGAUAAUAGUUAUAUUCUAAAUACAGAGAACACACAAAUAAUUACUUUGGAUUCUUUGCAAGAUCAAAUGUUAAAAGAAAAUUUGCUUAAAAAACAAUAUAUAGAACAACAAGAAAAUAAUUAUUCUAAUGAUUUAAAAUAUAUAAGCACAAAUAAACAUAAUUUUGAAAAAAGAGAAGAAAAAAAAAAUAACGCAAUAAAGAGUAAAGAUGAAAACAUAAAAAAUGAAAAAAUUAUUGAUAAAGAAAGAAAUAAAAAAAAUGGUCUGAGUGAAUGGAGUAAAUUUGAUGUUGAAAAUAUAAUGGAUGUUAUAAAGGAUAAAAAAGAACAAAUUCUUGAAGACGAAAAGAAAAAAAAAAACCAAGUUACACAAUCUAUAAUAGAAGAAAAAAUGAAAAAUAGAGAAAAAAAAGACAUGAAUGAGCAAAAAACAGAUACACAAACAGAAACCUUAAAAGAUUUGAAAGAACAAACAAAAAAUGAAGAAAUUGAACAAAAUCAGUUAAGAGGAGAAAAUAUAGAGGAACAAGAACAAUUAAAAAAAAAGUAUACAGACCAAGAAAUUCAUAAUGAAAUAGAAGGAAAUUCAUUAGGGGGAAGUAAUAAAGUUCAAGAACUGGAUAACGGUAAUUAUGAUACAAAUGAAACAGGAAGUAACUUUUUGUAUAUAAAAAAUGAUAAUGUAAGUAUAAAUGAAAAAGAGUUAGAAAAAGAACUGGAAUUAUAUUUUAAAAAAGAAGGGUUUUUAGUGUCAUCUAAUUCAUUAUAUAAAAUCUCAGAAAAAGAUGAAUUUGAUUUAUGUUAUGCUAAUACAUCAAAAAAAAAUUUUCUUAAUUUCUCAAAAAUGAUGAAAUCAGUGAAUACAGAAUUAUCUGAAAAAGAAUAUGAAAUUUCUUCCAGUUCUAUAGACCAAUUUGAUGAUGAUAUAUUUGUGAGCAACUCUGAUGAAAAUGCUACAAAUAAACAUAUAAAGGAUGCUUUCUGUACAAAUGAAUACAAAGAUGAAGUUAAAAAAAAAAAAAAUAGUGAAAAAAAAAAAGAUGAUUUGGAAAAUAAAAUAGAUGUUUUUGAUAUAUCAAAUAUAGAAAAUGGUAUAAAUACGAACUGCAGAACUAUAAGAGAGAAAAAUAAUGAUGAUCAUAACAGUGUAGAAGAAAAAAAUCGAUACUACGACUUUUUAUUUUCCAAAAAUAAAAAUUUAUUAUUCAUUGAUUUAUUAAAAAAUAAAUGUAGUAGAAGAGAAAAGUAUUUAGAUGACAAAUUAGAACAUAAGUAUAAUAUUUUAACGAGUCCUAAUUUUGAAAAGGAAAAAAAUCUUAUUGAUAAGAUUAUAUACUGCCUAGAUCCAUCAUAUGUAAAUAAUACAUUAGAUGAAAAAAUGAAGUGGAAGCAAAAAUUAAAAUAUAUGCAAGAAAAAUUUCUUGAAUCUAUUCUUUGCGUAUCUUACCCCAAUCACUUAUGGAAUGAAACAAACUUUGAAGAAUAUCUUGAAUCUUUAAAUUUUAAUUCUUUGUUGGAUGAUACAUUCAUAAAAUAUGAAGGGGAUUUAAAUAUUAAUUUGUUUCAAAAAGAAGAAGAAAUUUUUUCCGAUGCAGGAAACAUUGGAGAAGGGGGCUUCGGAAUUGUUACAAAAAUGAGAUUUUUAACAGGUUCUAAAUAUUAUGCUAUAAAAAAAAUAUCAAAAGAACAUAUAAUAAAAUCUCAAGCAGCAGGGCAAGCAUAUUUGGAGGCUAAAUAUCAUUCAGUAUUAAGUCAUGUAAAUAUAAUAAAAAUGUAUGGAUGUAUGCAAGAUGAUCAAUACAUAUAUCAUAUAUUGGAAUUUUGUUCAAAGGGUAGUAUUUAUUCUAUAUCUAAAAAUUUUAAAAAAAGAAUAAUUCCUGAUGAAUUAGCAUACAAAUAUUUUUGUCAUAUAGUUAAUGGAUUAUAUUACUUAAAUCAAAUGGGUAUAUUUCACCGAGAUAUAAAAAUGGAAAAUGUUUUAGUAGAUCAUAAGGAUAAUGCAAAACUAUCUGAUUUUGGUUUAUCUGCAAUGAUAUUAGGUAAAAAAAGCCACUCUUCUUUAUGUGGAACCCUUGUUUAUUUCUCUCCUGAAAUUACAAGUGGGAAUGGAUAUGACUGGAGAUCUGAUAUAUGGUCUCUUGGGGUUUUAUUAUAUGAAAUGUUAGUAGGAGAUGUUCCCUUUGAUGGUACAAAAACUCAAAUUGUGGAAUCUAUUUUUUCUUGUGAUUUAAAAUUUCCAGACUUUGUUAAUCCUCUAGCUAUAAAUUUAAUAAAAAAGGCAUUAGUAGUAGAUGUAAAUAAAAGGAUAAAGUUGUGCGAAUUAUCAUCAGAUCCUUGGAUGCAAGAAAUGUGGAAAAUGGCUUUUCAAAAAGAUUUAAAAAAAAAGAAAAAUAUAAAACCAAAUAUAAAUGAAGAGGGAAUAAAUUUUAAUUUUAUAAGUACCUUAAUACAAGCAGAAUGUUUUAUAAAAAGCAGCCUCAAUGCAUCUUUAAAUUAUAACAUAAAUAAAAAUAUAAAUGAAAUAGAAACAAAUUCCACUAAUCAGACAAAAGAGAACAUUGAUUUUCUAAUUUUAGAAACUCAAAAAAAAUUAGCAGAUUAUUUAGAUCUAGAAGAUUAUUAUAUGAACGAAGAAAAAAUUUGCAGUUCUGAUUCGAUUAGUGAACGUCAUUCAGAUAGUUUCAUUUCUUAUUUUAGUGACCAUCCACUUAAUAUAAAAAAUGAAAUAUUGGUAGAUAAAUACUUUAAGGAAAAUAAAAUGAAUCAUGAACAAGAAAUUAACGAAAAUAUUCCAAAAGAAAAUUAUAAUGACAAAGAAUCUAUAUCUCAAAACGUAAAUGAAGAGACAAAAAAAGAUGCUUUAAAAAUGAAUAAAAAUAAUGAUUUAGUAAAUAAUGAAAAAGAAAUUACAGUGAUUGAAGAAAAAUAUUUAAUAAAUAACAAAGAUAAAGAUUUAAUAAAUAAUGAAAAUAUAAUUAACGAAGAAUUAAAAUAUAAUGAAAUUUAUUCUAAUAAUUUAAAAAUUGAUGUGAAUUCUAAAGAAAAAGAAAUUAACAUGGAAAAUGAGAAGUCUCAUUAUCCUAUUAAUAUUAGUGAAUCACUACAAAUAAACAAUGAAGAAGUUAUUUCAAAAAGUAAUAAUACUAAUAACAGUUCUAUUGUAAUGAAUAAUAAUAAUAGCAUUCAUUUAAGAGAAUUAAAUAGCAAAAGUGUUGAUUCAAACAUAAUAGAAAAAAAUACAAAAUAUAGUUAUAUAAAUAAUAAAUUAGGAGAAUAUACCAAGAAAAAUGAGGAUAUUUGUACUUCUCAAAUACAAGAUAAUAAAAAAAAAGAAGUAAAAAAAAAUGAUAUGAAAGAAGCAUUAGACUCUCAAAACAUUUCAAAUAUCAAAAAUUUGGAAAAUAUUUCUAAUGAUCUAAGUAAAAAAUUAUACAAUGAUGAAAAAGAAUCAAGAUUACUGGAAAAACUUGACGAUACCCUAAUUGAAAAUAAAAAUUUAGAUUAUUAUGAUGAUAAAAAUUACCCUAUUAAAAAUAUUUCAAUAUCAUGUUUAUCAUCAUUAUCUCAAACUUUAGAUACCAAAAAAAAAUCUCUUUGCGAAAAAAAAUUAGAAAUGGAAACUGAAAACAACGAAUUAACAACGGAGAAAUCAAAAAAUACAAAUUAUGAUGUUCAUAUAGUAAAUGAUUGUAAUAAAGAUGUUUCUACAACAAAUAAAGAAAAUAAUGAUAUUUGUAAAAUUUUUACGCAUAUAGAAAGUGAAGAAAGGAAUGAAAAUAAUAAAAAUUUUGAUAAUUCUUCAAUAGAUGUAAAUUAUAAAUCAAGUUCUAAAAAUGAAGAAUUAAGUGAGAUAGAUGAAUCUUAUAUUCCAAUUAAUGUUCUUAAAAAAAAGAUAGGAGAAAUAAUAAAUGAAAGUAAUUCUAGGAAGAUAAAUUUAGAAUUGAGAGAUUCAUUUUUACAUGAUAAAUCAGAAAAUGUUGAAAAACUAAAUAAUAUUAUGUUAGAAAAAAGAUAUAAUAUAAAACAUUGUAGUACGGAAAAAUUAAAAAGCAAAAUUUUAGAUGUAAAAGCAUCAAAACACAUUAAAGAAAUAAAUGAUGAAAGUAAUAAAAUUAAUAAUUUUAAUAGUAAUAUAUCUAUAUAUAAAAGCACAAAAAAGAACUAUGAGAAUGAAAAAAAUUUUAAUGAACUAAACAAUAAAGCUACAAUGAAGUCUAGAUGUACUUCAGAAAAAAUACAAAAUAAAAUAAAAAAAAAUAGUUAUGUUGAAAAUAUAGAUUCCUCUAUUAAAAAAGAGGUAGAAACAAUUUUAGGGAAAACAAUAAUUGGUAAAUAUCAUAAACAGGACUUAACUAGAAGAAAUGAAAAUGGUGAAGAAAGCACAUUGAAUGAAAGUAAGUCAAUUCUGAAAAGUGAAAAGAAUUCAGAAGAUAAUAUUUUUUUAAUUACAGAAACAAGAAAUGAUGAUGUAAUAAUAACAGAGGAAAGUAGUUUGUAUGAUAAAUACAUAGAUAAAAUAAAUGAAUUAUAUCAAAAUAUAAAAAAUAAAAAAUUGGUAAGUGAUGUUGAAACUAUGGAAAAUAUAACAAGCGAAAAUAAUAAAAUAGUGGAUGGGAACGAUAAUAUUGAUUUUGAAAAUAAAAAGAAAUGCAAUGAAAAAAACAAAAUAAAGAUAAAUAAUUGUAACAACAAUAGUAUCCAAAAUAGUUUUAAAGAAUACUCUAAUAAUAUGAAUAACAACGGUGACCAUACUAGUAAGUACGUCGAAUAUAGUGAUAAUAUUAGUAAAAAUAAAGAAAGAUGCAUCAAUAAUUACCUAGAAUAUAAUAGGAAUUCUGAAAUAAGUUAUAGUGAUAGUGAUAAGGAAGUUGAUAAUAAUUAUAUUAAUGCAAUAAAUAAAGGUUUUUCUGAUCAAAGUAACAUAAAAAAUACAAAAUUAAAUGAUUUUUGUUGUACUAAAGAAACAUAUAAAAGUGAGAUAUGUAAGAACAAGAAAACAUUAUUAAAUAAUAAUAUUUUAAAAAUGGAGAAUAAUUUAUAUAAUAAAUUAAAAGAUGAAAAGUGUUUGGGUGAUAAAUUAGCUACUUUUAAGAAGAAGAUAACAAACGAUCCCAGUCAUACUGUAUAUAUAGAAAAAAAAGAGAAAACAUUUUUAGAAUUAAAGGAAAAAAUUGUUCAUGAUAAUAAUUUAAAUAUAAAAUCAAGAAUAACACCAGAUUUUUUUGCUCCUAAUACGAAAAAUUUUCAUUCUAGUAAUAGUGAAAAUGGUGAUUUUAUUUGUGAAAAAGAUAAGGAAAAAUAUUGCUAUAUGAAUGAAUAUUCACUAAGUUCAUCUAAUUCAGAUUAUUCAAAUGAUAAACAAUUUUAUAUAAAAUAUAAGAGAAAUAAAAUUAAUUUAGAUAAUAAUAAUCCUUUAAAGAACGAUGGAGAAAAUUAUAGAAAUAUAAAAUAUUCUAGUAAACAUAAAAAUAAGCUAGAUUAUGAUAAAUAUAAAAAUACAAAUGCUCAUAAUGACAAAAAAAUGAAAAAUAAAGAAAAAAACAUAAAUCCAUUUGAUGUAUUAUGUUUUGAUAAUAAAGUAACAUUCAUGGCAUCUCAAAGUGAAACUGAAAGUGGUAAUGCAUCGAAAAUUACUGAUAACAGUAAAGCAAGUACUCAAAAGAAUAAUUCAGGUUCAAAGAGGAAUAUUUGUUACAAAAUAUCGAACUUAGAAUUAAUAUCAAGAAUACACAAAAACAAAUUAAGUAACUCUCUUGAUGAUAAAAAAAGAAAAAAGAGAGAAAAUAAUUUAGAUGAAAAAGGAAGCAAACAGAUUAGUACUAUUGGAAAUAUGAACAAAGAGAGUACCAACAAAAAUCUAAUGAAAAGUGCAUCUACUCUAGAGAUGAAUACAAAAAAAAAUGAAAUAGAAAAAAAUAAAUUACAGAAAAAGGAUGAUUAUAUAGCUCUAAAAAAUAAACGAAAUAAUAAAAAUGAGAUUAAAGAUGAUUCCGUUAUUAUAACCAAAAGAAAUACAUCAAUGAACACUAAUUUAUCUACAAGAAAUGUUUUAGAAAAAGAAUCAGAUAUACAAAAAAAUAAAAUGAAUAACUUUUUGGAUUUACUUAAUGAAAAAAAUGAAAAAUGCAAUGAAUUGAUAAACAAUAAUAUUAACAAAGAUGCCUCAAAAAAAUUAGAAAAAGACAAACUGGAUUUAAUCAAUGAUGAGGUAAUUCUUAAUAUGGAAAAAAAAAAUGAUUUAUGUACAUUUAAAAAUGUAGAAGAUACUAAAUUAAAAAACAUAAAAUGCAAAAUUAAUGAAUCAGUAUUACAAAAAAAUAGAAUUUCAAUUAAGAAUGAUUAUAAUAUAUUAUUUAAUAAAGGCAAAACAAUAUGUUUUCAUAUGGAAAAAAAUAAAAAGACACAUGAUAAUAAAAUUAAAAAAAAUAGAAGUGUGCCAUUAAGAAACAUGGAAAGUUUAACGAAGGUAAAGAAUACAUUCAGUGAAAAAGUGAAUAAUAAUAUUGAUAUAAGAAAUAAUUGUCCUUCAAGUAAAAAAAAAGAUGAUAAUAGUAAUACAAAAGAGUGUUUUAUUAGAGAAAAAAAUUUAAAAGAAAAUAUACCAAAUACUAUAAAAAAUCAAAGUAAAUUUUGUAAUAAUAAAUAUGAAAAUUCUCUAGUUCAUGGGAAUAAAUCUAUUCCAACGAUGAAUAUAAAAGAUAAAGCAUUAAGAAUAAAUACUCCUUCAAAAGAUAUAAUUAAAAAUAAUAAUAAUUUUAUGCAAAAAAAUAAAAAAGUGAUACUUGAAAAGGAUUUGAAGAAUUCAAAAGUAAAACAAUAUUUAAAAAAUAAAAUAGAAAAAAUAAAAAAUAAAAAUGACAAUAUAUUAUGUACCAUAGAAAAUGAAAAAGGUGAAAAUAGAUACAUAAAUAUGGAUUUGUAUAGUAGUGAAUCUAAUUCUUUAUAUAGUAAGAAUGAACAAAUUUAUCAAAAAAUAAAUAUUGAUACUGAUGUAAAUGAAGGAAAGAGAUCUGUAAGUGAAUUUUCAUUUAGCUCAAAUUCUAAAAAGUUUAGCAACCAAAAAAAUUAUAAUGAGUUAAAAUUAAGAAAAAUAUCAACUGGUUUACAAAAAUGUGGGGAUAACAUGAUUUUAGAAACACAAAAAAAAAAUAAACAGGCAAAAACUUUAUCUAGAAGUAAAAGUGAAUCUAUUAAGUAUUUUACUUUUUCAUCAUCAGAAAGUGAUGUAUCAUUAUCCUUUACAUCUGUAGAGAAAAACGAGAAAUGUGAACUGGAUAAGUUUCAAAAAAGUGAAGAACAAAAAAAGAAAAAGAAAAGUGAAAAUGAGGUAAGCAAACUUGAAGAUAAAAAUGAAAAUAUCAAAACGGAAGAAACAAAGAUAAAAAAUAAAAAUGUAAGAAGUAAUAUUAUGUACAAAAAUAAUUCCUUACAUAGAAAAAUGAAUUUUUCUAAUGUAAAAAGUAAGAUUAACACAAAUAUAUAUAAGAAAUCAAAAAAUGAAGGAAAUGUUCUUACUGAUGGAGAAAAGAUUAAAUUGAAUGAAAACGGCGAAAACAAUAGAAGAGCAAAGAGCGCAAAAGUUCCUUUUAAAUCAAAUAAUGCUUUAUAUAACUUAAAUUUUAAUACAAGUAAUUCUAUUACAUUAAAAGAUAAAAUGAAAAAAAAAGAUAAUUUAAUUAAUAAUUACGAUUCAAAAAAUAAGGAUGUAAUUCUAUGUAAAAGGCUUAACUCUCUACCAGUAACUAGAAGGUUGGUUAAUGAUAAAAAUAAUAAAAUAAAAACAUUUAACAAAAAUUCUUUUGGAAAAACUGAAUCUGUUAAGAAAAUGAAAACUUCAUUCUUUAAAACCAAUUCCAAUACAAAAUAUGAAGAAGAACUUCAAAAUAAAUUGCUAAGUUUAAAUAAGAAACAAAUUUAUGACAGUAUGAAUAACUAUAAUAAAAAUAAUAUUAAUAACAACUAUAAUGAUUAUGUUACUCAUAAUAUUGACAAGGGUAGUGUUACAUAUGUUUCUAGUAGCCACUAUAAUAAUAUUGACACAAAAAAUAUCAGUGAUAAUUAUAAUAUUAAAAAUUUUUACGAAAAUGAUACUUGUAAUAAGCAAGUUAAUUUUAAUGGUGAUAAAUAUAACACAAUUUUAUGUAAUAAUAAUAAAUGUACAAUGAGAAAUUGCCAAAAAGAUGGAUUUAAUUCGAAAGUUAAGAAUCUUGAUGAAAAAGAAAAAAUUAAUUAUAACAAAGAAAAGGCAAAUUUAAUCAUAGGUGAGAAUAAUAAAUUAAUGUAUAAAAAUAAUCAUUUUUAUAACAGGGAAGGCACACUAAUGAAAAAUUGUUAUUUAGAUAACUCUAUUUCUAACGAUUUGAAUAAAAUUAACAUUAACAGUGUCAUGAAUUAUAACAAUAAGAUAUGUUAUAUUAAGAGAAAUAAUAAUAAUAAUAAUAAUAAUGCACCAUUUAAUAUAGACAAUGAAAAUAAUAAAUAUAUAAGUAAAUUUGACAAAUCAUAUCAUAUGAAUACCAAAAAAGGAGACACUAAUACAUCUAAUACAAAAAGUCGGAAUGAAAUAUAUAUUAACGAAGGAUAUAAAACAAAUAAUAUUUAUUUAAAUAAUUUAUCUGAUCAAAUUUCAAGUGUGAAUAUAGGGGAAAAUAACGGUGCAAUCAAAAGAAAUCAUACAUGUAGCAAAAUAAUGAAUAUCCGUCAUAUAAAUUCAGUAGGAUCUGAAACUGGUUUUAUAAAUAGCAACACUAACGCAAAAAAUACACAGGAAAAAAGAGUUAAUUUACCUAGUUUUUACAAAAGUUCAAAUAACAAUGAAAUUCAUUUACAUAAUAACAUUAAGAAUAAUAUAAAAAAUGAACAAAAUAAGUAUGAACUACAGAUGAAUAAAUAUUUGAAUACUAAUAUUGAUGAGUACAAUACUAAUAGGUAUGCAUUACCCUAUUCUAUACAAAAUUGUUUAAAUAAUAGUUCCAAUUCACAUAAAAAUAAAGAAAAAAAGGAAAAUACAAAAUUAUACUAUGGUAAUUAUAUAAGAAAAGCAAAUAAAAUAAACAAUUACAAUGUAGAAGAAUUAAAAGGAAAUGUAAGUGAAACAAAUAUUAAUACAAAAUUAUCUACAAUAUUCAAAUUAGCAAAGAAUAAAUUAUUAAAGUCAAACGACAUAAAAAAAAGUCCAUCAAAUUCUAAUAUGAUGAACUGCAAUAUAAAUCCGCAUGCACUAAAUAAUAAAAACAAUAAUAUUCCAAAAAGCAGUUACAAUAAAAACAUAAAAAACUCUAUCUGUUUUCAUCAUGAUAAGAUAGAACAAGAGAGUAGAAAAACUGUUGUAGGAAAUCAUGAAAAAAAUAAUUAUAAUCACAAUAAUUAUAAUAUGGAUAUGUUAAAUAAAGGUUUAAUUGUUAAAUUUCUUAAUUCUUAUAAUCCUAGAUGUAUAAAAGAAAAAGAUAGAUUAAGUAUACCAAAUAAUAUAAAUGUUUCCCAUAACACAUUAGAAAGUCACAUAUAUAAUAAUUCAGAAAAAAAACAAUUAUAUAAUAAUAGCGAUAUUUUUAAAGAAAAAGAGCACUCAUUUUGUGAAGAAAAAAAUAAAGCAGUUCGUAUUUUAAGCACAAAUUCCAUUAGACAAAAUUGUGAAAAUUAUUCAUAUGAUGGUAAUGAGAAAUAUAAUUCAAUUAAUCAUAAAGAUGAAGAAAUGAAUAAUAAUUAUAAUACAGAAAAAAAAAAAAUAAGAAUUGCUAUAAAUAAACAUGGAAAAGAAUUUUUUCUUAAUUCUUCAUUACAUGUCAUAAAAUAA